Messenger RNA from Trypanosoma grayi, 1845 nucleotides. RefSeq lists its product as hypothetical. Gene Ontology annotation, biological process: metal ion transport; transmembrane transport. The record is from RefSeq and is a predicted model, not a curated record. The transcript has a single exon. The coding region runs from base 1 to 1845 and encodes 614 amino acids. Gene Ontology annotation, molecular function: metal ion transmembrane transporter activity. Lineage: Eukaryota; Euglenozoa; Kinetoplastea; Trypanosomatida; Trypanosomatidae. Gene Ontology annotation, cellular component: membrane.
AUGCUCAACUGCUCCAUUCUCUGCCAGCACGAGCUGAGCGGCAGCCCCGAGGGGGGCAGUGGGGCGCCACGAGGAGGCGAGCCGGCGCUGCACAGUGCCAUCCGUCUCAUAAGAUGGGGGUCGGGUGGUCGUCAGGGAACCGUGCGCAAAAACAAGCGCAUUUCGGAUGCUGGAUUUGAUGCUUCCUUCAUGGAAAUGAUUGUGAAUCGCCUUACAGAAGGCGCGAGACCUUUCCUUGAGGCAGCGGAAUUUCCAAUAUCCACGCACCUGUGGCUAUUUGUGCAGGAGCCGUACCGCAGCGCUUGCUUUCAUCUUUUUGCAGGUACGGAUGAGUUGGUCGAGUACAUUCGACGGAAUGCUGUCCCCCUCCCGCAGCAGACGCAUGGCGAUGUGCCCACGAUGGAGAGACCGUUUUCUGCGUCGUCACCAUUGCCACCACAAUUAUCAUCAUCAUCAUCAUUAUUUUCAGAAGAUGCUGAGGCGGGAUCACAUGGUUUUAGUGCCUCCUUGUUCUCGUCGUGUCGGCUAUCACCGCAACGCGGCGUUAUGGUGCCUGAUGCAGCGCACUGCCCCACGUACUGGGUGGAUCUUCAGUGGGACGACGCAUCGCAGGUGGAUGCGCUGCUCGGUGCACUCGGUUUGGAGGCGGUGGGUGAAGAGGUGGUGAAUAUUACGGCCAUUGAUCACAUCGUAACAAAAGACUGGUGCAACGCUACUUUCGCCGUGCUGACGGGAUCGAUAAAGAGGGAGGAUAAGGAGGCUGCUGCUGCCACUGAUGCGGCCGAGGAAAAGAAGGAGAGUAGAAGGGGCGCUGGAGAUCUUGGGUCUUUGGGGACUGUGUGUGUGGACCCGAAAACCAGUGUGCCUGUGGUGUGCCUGGUGCUGAAGCAUUGGCUCAUCACCAUUCACUCUGCCGCCGUUGAGGAACUCGUUGGGGUCGCAAGGCAUGUUUACCGAAACUGUCGCAGUGGAUUCUUUGGCGGGAGUGAGCCCGUUGACCUCCACGCCGCGUCGGUUGCUAUGAUCCCGGUUGCACAUCGCUCUCAGUUAGGUGGAGGCCUCAGUUUUACCCGCUCGCCUGUCAAUAACUCCAUCUUUCGCCUCCAACAAUCCACUGUUAAGGCUCCGUUUGGGGGAGCCUCCUUCGUGGAGGAGGGCAUGUCUUUUAACCAACUGACACCUUUGCGGGUGUUUCUUCUUUUGAUGGAUGCCUCAGUUCGUAAAUUCUCUUCAAAUAUCCGCCUACUCUUGCGAGAGAUCGAUGCAUUGGAAAACGAUGUUUCUGCGGUGUGUGAUGUGGAUGGGCAAUCACGGGGGAGUGAAGACGAAACCAUGAAGUUGUUCAAUGCAUUGCAGAAGGACAUAUCUCUAUUAAAGCGUAAAGUUGGAAACGCCUCUGUGCGAUGCAAUAGAAAGGAGGAGGUGCUAUCGGCGCUUAUGAACCCUCGGCAAAAGGUGUCUUUUUUAAUGCAACAAGUUCACGACGUGGAGUUGUGCCAGUACAGCUACGAGAAGGUGCGCUCCUUGAGAGAAGAACUGAACCACCGGCGAGGUGUUCUCUCACGAACAGCAGAGACCUUGAAUGCUUCUAUCUCAUUAUGUAUUGCGAGGAACUCGUACUGUCUUCAAAAAAAUACGAUGCUGCUUCUUUCCGUGAGUGCGGUUUGGAACGUGCUUUUAGUUGUCGGCGGCUUGUUUGGUAUGAACUGCCCCGUUCCCUACGGAACGUCACCCGGGAGCACUAACCACAAUGCAUUCUAUGUACUGAGCUCUGUACCGAUGUUAUGUCUGCUGAUCCACCUCGUCGUGAUAGCGGCAGACUUCCGACGCGUGUGGAGAGGAUAG